AAUAAAGUACCAGGAGGGAGCCUUUGGAGAGAAGGACAACCGGGACUUUCCCCCAGGUCUCCUGCAUCGGCAAAGCGGUGAAAGACGCAAACUCUGGAAGUACGAGACCCCAGGGUUCCACAGGGUUAACAGAAAUUGAUCCGUUUUGCUUUUUAACACCCGAAGGGGAGAGGGGAGACCAGGGGCGGGCAGACAGGGACUGUGUUUGUGCGUGUGUGUCCGGGAGAGGGAGGAGGUGCUAAGGUACAGCCUGCGUGGCUCAGCGCCUGGCAGGCUGCGUGUGUCCCUGUCCGCGCUGCUGAAACGGGCUCUUCGAGGGAUCGGCGUCACAUGACUCCGCCUGCCCCUCACCAGUGAAGCAGCUCCCCACUCCCUCAGUUUCCCAGGUGCCGAGGGGCAGAGUCCUGUGGCAUCUCCUGGGCCCCAGGGCUCUGUGAAGCGGAGAAGAGGUCUCGGCAGGGAAUGGUACAUCUGGAUUGCAGAAGUCGUGGCUAGGCGCCAAGUCCCGGAGUGUAGACAUUUGGGGGGGAGGGGACAGCGAAAAGGAGCGAGCCAGUGCCAGAGAGAGGCAGCACGCAGCGCACUGACUGGGGGCUGCCGGGGCCACGGAGAAGAUGUAAGCGCGGGGGUCUAGCUGGCCUCGGAGCACCAUGCAGAAGGGGAUCCGGCUGAACGAUGGCCACGUUGCGUCCCUGGGGCUGCUGGCGCGCAAGGACGGCACGCGCAAAGGCUACCUGAGCAAACGGAGUUCGGACAAUACAAAAUGGCAAACCAAGUGGUUCGCGCUGCUGCAGAACCUGCUCUUCUACUUCGAAAGCGACUCCAGCUCGCGGCCCUCAGGGCUCUACCUGCUGGAGGGCUGCGUCUGCGAUCGCGCGCCCUCCCCCAAGCCUGCGCUCUCAGCCAAGGAACCUCUGGAGAAACAGCAUUACUUCACGGUUAACUUCAGCCACGAGAACCAGAAGGCCUUGGAGCUGAGGACAGAGGAUGCGAAGGACUGUGACGAGUGGGUGGCGGCAAUUGCUCAUGCAAGCUACCGGACCCUGGCCACUGAGCACGAGGCUCUGAUGCAGAAGUACCUGCACCUCCUGCAGAUCGUGGAGACGGAGAAGACGGUGGCCAAGCAGCUGCGGCAGCAGAUCGAGGAUGGGGAGAUCGAGAUCGAGCGGCUGAAGGCAGAGAUCGCGUCCCUGCUCAAGAACAAAGAUCGGAUCCAGGCCACGCAGACCAUCACCCCAAUCGACGAGGACAGUGACAUCAAGAAAAUCAAGAAGGUGCAGAGCUUCCUGCGCGGCUGGCUGUGCCGGCGCAAGUGGAAGACCAUCAUCCAGGACUACAUCCGCUCGCCGCACGCCGACAGCAUGCGCAAGCGCAACCAGGUGGUGUUCAGCAUGCUGGAGGCCGAGGCCGAGUACGUGCAGCAGCUGCACAUCCUGGUCAACAACUUCCUGCGCCCGCUGCGCAUGGCCGCCAGCUCCAAGAAGCCCCCCAUCACGCACGACGACGUCAGCAGCAUCUUCCUCAACAGCGAGACCAUCAUGUUCCUGCACCAGAUCUUCUACCAGGGCCUGAAGGCCCGCAUCUCCAGCUGGCCCACUCUGGUCCUGGCCGACCUGUUCGACAUCCUGCUGCCCAUGCUCAACAUCUACCAGGAGUUUGUGCGCAACCACCAGUACAGCCUGCAGAUCCUGGCGCACUGCAAGCAGAACCGCGACUUCGACAAGCUGCUCAAGCACUACGAGGCGAAGCCCGACUGUGAGGAGAGGACGCUGGAGACCUUCCUCACCUACCCCAUGUUCCAGAUCCCCAGGUACAUCCUGACGCUGCACGAGCUCCUGGCCCACACCCCACACGAGCACGUGGAGCGCAACAGCCUGGACUACGCCAAGUCCAAGCUGGAGGAACUGUCCAGGAUAAUGCAUGACGAGGUCAGCGAGACGGAGAACAUCCGGAAAAACUUGGCCAUCGAGCGCAUGAUUAUCGAGGGCUGUGAGAUCCUGCUGGACACCAGCCAGACCUUCGUGAGACAAGGGUCCCUCAUCCAGGUGCCCAUGUCAGAGAAGGGCAAGAUCACCAGGGGGCGCCUGGGCUCGCUGUCCCUGAAGAAGGAAGGUGAGCGGCAGUGCUUCCUCUUCUCCAAGCACCUCAUCAUCUGCACCCGGGGCUCGGGCGGGAAGCUGCACCUCACCAAGAACGGGGUCAUAUCCCUCAUCGACUGCACCCUGCUGGAAGACCCGGAAAGCACCGAGGAAGAAGCCAAAGGGUCCGGCCAGGACAUGGACCGCCUGGACUUUAAGAUCGGGGUGGAGCCGAAGGACUCCCCGUCCUUCACGGUCAUCCUCGUGGCCUCAUCCCGCCAGGAGAAGGCGGCGUGGACCAGCGACAUCAGCCAGUGUGUGGACAACAUCCGGUGCAACGGCCUCAUGAUGAACGCCUUUGAGGAGAACUCCAAGGUCACGGUGCCGCAGAUGAUCAAGUCCGACGCCUCCCUGUACUGCGACGAUGUGGACAUCCGCUUCAGCAAGACCAUGAACUCCUGCAAAGUGCUGCAGAUCCGCUACGCCAGCGUGGAGCGGCUGCUGGAGCGGCUGACGGACCUGCGCUUCCUGAGCAUCGACUUCCUCAACACCUUCCUGCACUCCUACCGCGUCUUCACCUCGGCCCUGGUGGUGCUGGACAAGCUCAUCACCAUCUACAAGAAGCCCAUCAGCGCCAUCCCCGCCAGGUCGCUGGAGCUCCUGUUCGCCAGUGGCCAGAACACCAAGCUCCUGUACGGGGAGCCCCCCAAAUCCCCCCGCGCCACCCGCAAGUUCUCCUCGCCGCCACCGCUGUCCCUCACCAAGAAGUCCUCACCCAGCCGCCAGCGCAAGCUGUCCCUGAACAUCCCCAUCAUCACGGGCGGCAAGGCCCUGGACCUGGCCGCGCUCGGCUGCAGCUCCAACGGCUACACCGGCGUGUACUCGGCCAUGUCGCCCUUCAGCAAGGCCGCGCUGGACACCAGCAAGCUGUACGUGUCCAGUGGCUUUGCCAACAAGAUUGCAGACGAGGGAGAUACGGCCACCGAGAAGCCGGAGGAGCCCUCGGCACUCAGCAAGCAGAGCUCGGAUGUCUCCGUGAGGGAAGAGUCCGACACCGACCCAAACCAGAGCGACGACGCCGACACGGAGACCUCACCCAGCAAAUCUCCCACGACGCCAAAAUCGGUGAAGAGCAAAAAUUCCUCAGAGUUCCCGCUCUUCUCCUACAACAACGGGGUCGUCAAGACGUCCUGUCGCGAGCUGGAGAACAGCCGCAGCAGCCUGUCCGCAGCCUCCGCCUUCGCCAUCGCGACCGCGGGCGCCAACGAGGGCACCCCCAGCAAGGAAAAGUACCGGAGGAUGUCCUUGGCCACCGCAGCAGGGUUUCCCUCCGACCAGAGGCACGGAGACAAGGAGUUCGUGAUCCGCAGAGCGGCCACCAACCGAGUCCUGAAUGUGCUCCGGCACUGGGUGUCCAAGCACUCGCAGGACUUUGAGAGCAACAAGAAGCUCAAGCGCAAGGUGAUUAGUUUCCUGGAAGAGGUCAUGCGCGACCCGGAGCUCCUGUCGCAGGAGCGGAAGGCUGCCGGCAACAUCGUCAGGACUCUGACGCAGGAGGACCCGGGGGACAAUCAGAUCACGCUGGAGGAGGUCAUGCAGAUGGCCGCGGGCGUGAAGGCCGAGCCCUUUGAAAACCACUCGGCGCUGGAGAUCGCGGAGCAGCUGACGCUGCUGGACCACCUGGUCUUCCGGAAGAUCCCUUACGAGGAGUUCUUCGGGCAAGGCUGGAUGAAGCUGGAGAAGAACGAGCGGACCCCUUACAUCAUGAAAACCACCAAGCACUUCAACGACAUCAGUAACCUGAUCGCUUCGGAAAUCAUCCGCAGCGAGGACAUCGGCGCGAGGGUGAGCGCCAUCGAGAAGUGGGUGGCGGUGGCCGACAUCUGCCGCUGCCUGCACAACUACAACGCGGUGCUGGAGAUCACGUCCUCCAUGAACCGCAGCGCCAUCUUCCGGCUGAAAAAGACGUGGCUCAAAGUCUCUAAGCAGACCAAAGCUCUGAUUGAUAAGCUCCAAAAGCUUGUGUCCUCGGAGGGCAGAUUUAAGAAUCUGAGAGAGGCUCUGAAAAACUGCGACCCGCCCUGCGUCCCUUACCUGGGCAUGUACCUCACCGACCUGGCCUUCAUCGAGGAGGGGACGCCCAACUACACGGAGGAUGGCCUGGUCAACUUCUCCAAGAUGAGAAUGAUAUCCCACAUUAUCCGGGAGAUUCGCCAGUUUCAACAAACUGCCUACAAAAUAGAGCACCAAGCAAAGGUGACCCAGUAUUUACUGGACCAGUCUUUUGUGAUGGACGAGGAAAGCCUCUACGAGUCUUCUCUCCGGCUAGAACCCAAGCUGCCCACCUGAAGCCGCCCCGCCCAGAACCCAAUGCUCCCCAGAGACCCGCUGUAGGAUUCUGUACAUAGUCGUUUGGUUUCUCUGGAUUUCCAUCUCUAGUACCUGCUUCUCCAAGAACACAAACCCACUCUUGUUCUUAGACUCCCAUAGAGCCAGACUAGGACUCUCCGAGCCGGUCCUGACGUCGUGCAAACACUCCCCCAUCUCCCUCUGCUCCUGUUUCCUGACACUGUCUCCUGGUCUCUCCGCCCGCCCCUUGCUCUUCCUGAAGGGCACGCAGAACCGUGCAUCCAUGACUCUUAGGAAAAGUCCUGCUUCUGUCCUCCCCCAGCCCAGGCCCUGGGCUGAGUGGCCUCCCUCCCAGCAUGUCCCAUUAGUCGUUAAAACUGGGUGGGGGGUGGGGGAGGCGGGAGGGGGAGCCACACACCCUGACGUCCUGCCAGUUCCCAAAGCAGCUUUGCCAGCCAAGGUCGCAGGUCUCAGAGCUCCCCCGUCCCCCGGGCACCCACCGGGCCGGAAGGGAUCCCUCUCCUCAGACAACCGCGCUAAUGCUGCGCCCCCAGCCCCGGCCUGGGGGCGGGCGUCGGGACACCACGCCCUUCUCGCUGCGUGACCGACAGCACAUCGGCUGCACCAGCAGCAGCAUCUCCGUCCACCGCACCCGACGAGGCUCCGGGAAGGCGCCAAGGACAACGGAAUCGCCACACCAAGUCGACCCCUGCCGACCGCCGCCCUGCGUCCACUGCAAGUCGGGAACACAAACGGAGGUCACGUCCCCUCUUUCCGACGCCUGACGGCCCCUCCCAGCUUACGUUGAGAUGCUACGCCUCGUGAACACAGCGCCACACUGUAGAGCUUAGGACACCCACCGCCGCGUGUUUGUACUGCACUCACUGUAGUCCUGUCCACACGCCCCCCCGCGGGAAGGUAGUACGGUAGUGCUUACUCUGUGAAUACCAUGCCUAUUUUUUACACUGUACAGCCCCGGCGACGCAGGUUAGCUCCGGGGUGGCAGGCAUGCUCCACCCCCACGUGGACCUUUCCGCCGUCAGCAAUACCUAGUGGUAUGAGAAUUCUAUUUCCAGUCCCAGACUAUUUCCACUUACAGCUUGUUUGGAGAAAAAAAAAAAAAGGAGUUUCCAUUUUUGUAACAAUAUAUGUUUCCUGAUUACCUCUUGCUAAUAAAUCUAUUCUAUCUCAGGGUGAA
This is a messenger RNA of Phyllostomus discolor (pale spear-nosed bat), 5625 nucleotides long. RefSeq names its product Ras protein specific guanine nucleotide releasing factor 1 (gene RASGRF1). Gene Ontology annotation, cellular component: plasma membrane. The record is from RefSeq and is a predicted model, not a curated record. Bases 651 to 4427 code for a protein of 1258 amino acids. Lineage: Eukaryota; Metazoa; Chordata; Mammalia; Chiroptera; Phyllostomidae. Gene Ontology annotation, molecular function: protein binding; guanyl-nucleotide exchange factor activity. Gene Ontology annotation, biological process: Ras protein signal transduction; positive regulation of GTPase activity. The transcript is spliced from 27 exons.